AACAACUUUUGGUUAUUAUUACUUUUAGUUGGGUCAAUUCUUCCAUGAUAUUUAUUUAGUUGUAUAAAUAGACAAAGUAAUACUGGAUUGUGCUGGACGUUUCCGAGAAGUCCUGUAGUAACUUAAAUAGAAGAAAAUAGCUCACCUAGAAAUUAAAACGAAAUAAAGGUUAUAAAUUGGAAAUGCCUCAAAAAAUCCAAAUUCGUCUUGCAUCAGAGCGCGUAAAUGCAUCUGUCGCUAUAAAUCAAAGAUAUCCUAAAAUAUUCACUCCCGGUGAAGUAAUUACAGUUCAAAAUGAAAGAGAAUUUAUGAGAGGACAUGGUACGUACGAGGAAGUCGGUGAACUUAAAGCAUCAGUGGCUGGUGUAAAAGAACAGGUUAAUAAUCUAGUAUCUAUAAGACCUCUUAAAAGUAGGUACAAUGGAGAAAUUGGUGAUGUUAUCGUUGGGAGGAUUACAGAAGUACAACAAAAAAGAUGGAAAGUUGAUACUAAUUCUAGGUUAGAUUCAGCUCUGCUAUUAUCUUCGGUAAAUUUACCAGGAGGCGAAUUGAGAAGAAGAUCUGUUGAAGAUGAACAGAUGAUGAGGCAGUUUUUACAAGAAGGUGAUCUCAUUAGUGCUGAAGUACAAAACGUAUUCUCUGACGGAGCGUUGUCUUUACAUACCAGGAGUUUAAAAUACGGCAAGCUUGGACAAGGGGUGCUUGUGAAAGUAUUUCCAUCACUGAUUAAGAGAAGUAAAACUCAUUUCCACAAUUUACCGGUAGGAGCCAGUAUUAUAUUAGGUAAUAAUGGAUUUAUAUGGAUUUGUCCCACAUUGGUUAACAGUGAGGAAAGUGUCGGUGGAUUUAUACAGAAUUUAGAAGAGGUGAUUUCCAGACAAGAACGUGAGACCAUAGCGAGAUUGCGGAAUUGCAUAUUGGCUUUAACUCAAAGUAAAAUGAUGUUAUAUGAUACCAGCAUAUUGUACGCUUACGAAGAGUCGUUAAAAUAUUCAGUGGUUGAGCUUUUGGUACCGGAAGCGAUGGCAGACGUCGCCAUUUUAACCCAACAACGGUUAACCAUGUUAGACAACGUUUAGGGGUAAAUAUAUUCUUCAAAAAUUAAAAAAUCAUCAUACAGAGUGUUUCUAAGUGAAAUCUAGGUUUUGAAUUGAAGGAAUUAAAUUUUUGUCUUUUUAAUUUCGUUAUUUGUUAGUGAGACGGUAGGAAAUAGUAACCCGGUGCUAAAUCCUGAUAAUAGCAGGGCGUUAGUCGUUUUGGAUACAAAAAUUUUCUUUUUUUUGCGUUUUUUGAUUUUACGGAUAAUUACAUUUUACAAAUUAAAUUUUUUUGUAUCGAAAUAUUAAUUAAAUUCCAGCAAGUCGUAUCACAACGAAAAUCGGCCCUAUUAUGCCCAAGGAGGUUUCCCAAAACUCCCCCAAAAAAUAAAUCGUGAAAUAAUUUUGAUUUUUUUCUAUAUUUUAAGGUAAAAACUGUUAAAAAAAAUUUUAUUUUACUAUUAGAAAUUUCAAUUAGUUGCUAUAGUGAAAAUAUUCGAUUUAAUGUUACGGGGGGACGUCGAAAAGUAUCUUUUUGUUUCAUUAAAUACGUUUUAUUUUAAAAUUCGAAAUCGAGAUAAAAUAAACAAUAUUUGGAAUAAAAAAAUCAAAUGAAAUAUCGAAAAAAAAUUUAUUCGAUAAAAUAAAUUACAUAAAAAUGUUUGAUAAGCGAUAAAAUUUCUUUAACGGUUACUAAUAUCACAGAUAUUUGAAAUUUGCAAUUUUAGUAGUUUUUUUUUGGUUUAUACAUAAUUUAAUCCAAUUUGUUUUUUUUGCCGAAUAUUUUCAUUAGAUUUCGAGACAUGUAGUAAGGCUUUUCGGCAGAUCCGUCAUUCCUUUCGCAGUCCUCCACUAAAAAAUUACCGAUAUAGAAUAAAAUGACCGGAAAACGAUGAAAAAUCGCUAAAAACAGUGAAAAUGACUUUGUGGGGGUGAGAUCUUCGAAUAAUUACGUUAUAUAAACAAAAAUCUCAAUAUUACCGCCAACAAAAUGAUAUAAAAACAUUGAAAACUUACCAAUACCACCUAAAAUUAUCAUCGAUCAUCAUAUACUUACAAAAACAUAAAAAUAAAGUAUCCACCGCCAUAGAAUAGACGCUGAAGAACAACGACGCUAUCAAAUAAGUGCAAAUCAUUAUUAAAACGACCGGUACUAUCUUAUAAUUCAAAUCAGAGUUAUCGAUAAAUGAUGUCGGAAGCAAUUCGGAAGCGAAGAAUAUGUAAGACACUCCGCCGACAGCUAAAGUCAGUAACACCUUACUGAGGAAGAAAAGGAAAUCAGUAACCUGAAAAAUAUUUUAAAAAAACACAUUUUAUACGAUACGGAACGAGAUUAUUCACUUUUGUUGGUUUUCGAAAACGGUAUUUACCUUAUCCAGUACCCAGACGCGAAGUAUAUUCCUCAUAAGUAACAUGAAAGCGUUUUUGGCACUAACGCAGAAAUUUUUACCGUGAAUGGCGCACAUGAUGUAAGCGUUCUUAUUUAAAAAUUUCAGGAACUUUUCCAAACAAUAAAAGAAGCAUUUCAACAAACACAUAACGGCUUUGGUGAAAGCGUUAUCGUAUUUCUUCAAUUUGUGAUCCAAAUAUUCCAAAGCGACCCUUAUCAUUCUACAUAUCGCCAAUAUUAAUGAUCCGAAAGCCAAUGUACCGAUAUGAUACCUGAAAUAAUUCGAUUAAUAAAUAAAUUGUUCGAA
Diorhabda sublineata is the source of this 2734-nucleotide messenger RNA. Its product is annotated as exosome complex component RRP4. Gene Ontology annotation, cellular component: cytoplasmic exosome (RNase complex); nuclear exosome (RNase complex). The transcript has 5 exons. Gene Ontology annotation, biological process: poly(A)-dependent snoRNA 3'-end processing; nuclear polyadenylation-dependent rRNA catabolic process; CUT catabolic process. Gene Ontology annotation, molecular function: RNA binding. The record is from RefSeq and is a predicted model, not a curated record. The coding region runs from base 183 to 1079 and encodes 298 amino acids. NCBI's taxonomy places the organism in Eukaryota, Metazoa, Arthropoda, Insecta, Coleoptera, Chrysomelidae.